UCAGGAAUCAUUAAAGCGGUGCAACGACAGUCCUUUGGCUACACAUGUGAACACUGCUGCAGGAUAUUUCAUAACAAACUGUCCGUUUGUGGCUUUUCAAAACGCUGCUUUCUGUAACAUUUUAAACAUCUGUUUGUAAACAUGAAGCUGCUCACGCACAACAUGUUGACGUCGCACGUGAAGGGGGUAACCAAGGGAUACCCGCUCCUCAUUAAGGCCACUGAAGUCAAGGUGAAUGAGGUGGAGUUCAACCCUAAGUUCGUCUGCCGGAUGAUCCCCAAACUGGAGUGGAGCGCUCUGGUCCAGGCCGCAGACCAGCUGGGUCAUCGAGACGACCUGCCACGUGAGCUGGUGCCAGACUUUGAGAAAAAUGAAGACUUCCUGAAGAAAGUACACAGAGUACUAUUGGAGGUGGAGGUGAUAGAGGGGUGUCUGAAGUGUCCUGAAUCGGGUCGAGAGUUCCCGAUAUCUAGAGGAAUCCCCAACAUGCUGCUGAACGAAGACGAGGCAUAGAUGGCUUUUUUCCCCCACAAUCUUCAACCCGACCUUUAACCCCGAUGGGACUGUUUUGUUAUUCAGGGAUCAGCCGGACCUUAGUCUGGGUCACCUCCAUGAGAGUAAAGGCCACAUCCUUUGGGUUGGUUGUAGUUACGACAUUUUAAGCAGCCCCUUUUCCCUGCACAUGGAAAAGAUUAAAAGAAUAAUGGAUGGAAACGUUCCCUGAGAGAAACCCCCAGUGGUUUGAUCUGUAUUUAUUUUUGUAACUGUUUCAGCUUUUUCUUUUCUCAAUAAAACUGCUUCCUGACA
Cyprinodon variegatus (sheepshead minnow) is the source of this 807-nucleotide messenger RNA. RefSeq names its product tRNA methyltransferase 11-2 homolog (S. cerevisiae) (gene trmt112). Gene Ontology annotation, biological process: tRNA methylation; peptidyl-glutamine methylation; rRNA (guanine-N7)-methylation. Gene Ontology annotation, molecular function: protein heterodimerization activity. The coding region runs from base 142 to 513 and encodes 123 amino acids. The transcript has 4 exons. NCBI's taxonomy places the organism in Eukaryota, Metazoa, Chordata, Actinopteri, Cyprinodontiformes, Cyprinodontidae. The record is from RefSeq and is a predicted model, not a curated record.